Labeo rohita (rohu) is the source of this 1893-nucleotide messenger RNA. RefSeq lists its product as uncharacterized. The record is from RefSeq and is a predicted model, not a curated record. The transcript has a single exon. NCBI's taxonomy places the organism in Eukaryota, Metazoa, Chordata, Actinopteri, Cypriniformes, Cyprinidae. The coding region runs from base 1 to 888 and encodes 295 amino acids.
AUGGAAAGGAUAUUACAGAAGAAGAAAGAAGAAAUGGAAAGAGAGAACAAAUGUUUACGCGACAAACAUGAGAUGGAGAUGGCAGAGAUGAAGAGGAGAAUAGCAGAACAAAGAGAGUUAAUGGAGAGAGAGAGGAAGGUAAAGGAGGAAGAACUCAGAAUCAAAGAAGAGUUCUUGCAAACUGAACUUAAGAGAAGAGAUGAACAAGAAGAGAAGGAGAAGAAAGAAAGACAAAAAGAAGAGGAGCAGAGAAGAAUUGAAGAGAAGACAAAACCGGAACAAUGGGAAAAGGAAUGGCAAAAAAUAGAAGAGAAACGAACAAGAUUAGAAGAUCAACAACAAAAGAGAGACCAGGAAUAUAGAGAGAAGUAUGAGAGAGAGAGGAGAGAACUGGAGGAACUUCACAAAGAGAAACUGAAGAGAAAACAUGAGGAAGGAUACCAGAAGAGACUUAAAGAGGAGAGGAGUGAAUGGGAGCUGAAAGAAAAGAAAAUGAUUGAUGAAUUUGAGCAGGAAAAAAGAGAAAGAGAAGAAAAAGAAAAGAAGAGGAUUAAGAAAGAGCUUAAAGAAAGAGAGAGAAUAGAGAAAGAGUGUGAGAACAGUAAAAUAGAGAUGAGAAAACAGAAAGAAGAAUGGGAAAAAUCAUGGAAGGAGGAGUGGGAUAAAAGAGUGAGAGAGGAGAGGGCAAGGAGGGAAAAAGAGAGAGAGAAACUGAAAAAGCUUGAAGAGGCAUUUGAAAGAGAGCGUAAAGAGGAGGAGGAGAAGAGGAAGAGAGAAGAUAAAGCCAGACGAGAACAGGAAGAGCAACAAAAGAAAGAGAUGGAGGAAGAAUAUCAAAGGAAAUUAAAAGAAAUGAAAAGGAAGUAUGAAGAUGAGGCCAGAAAAUAAGCAGAGGAAUUUUAUGAAUUCAGAGAGAAAUAUACCAAAGACUUUCAGGCUCUCAUGUUAAAGCAUGAUUUAGAGAUGCAGGAGCUGAAGAGAAAGCAUGAAAAAGAGUGUCAUGAGCAUGAAAAAGAGUACAGCGUAUUGAGCGAACUGUCAAAAGAAAAGGAGAAAAAUCUAAAUGAAAAAAUGAAAGAAAUGGAAGCAAAACAUCAAAGAGAAGUUGAUGAGCUGAGGAAGAAGUAUGAGGAUAAAUGUGUUUUACUGUAGGAUACUAAAAUUGCAUCUUAACCAAGUUUAUGCCCUGACCUGAAUAAGACAUACUGUGUUCCAAAAGUUACCACAACGAGAGUAGGACAAUUGGUCAUUACUUCUGAUUAUGCUGUUGGUCUGAAUAUCUGCUGUUGAUCAGAACAACAGCUUUUUUUUCUUGUAUUAAUGUUACUUAACUGUUAUAAAAAUGACUGGUGUUAUAGGAUUAUGAAGUAGUAAUGUAUUUCAUUAAGUAUAAAGUUCAUUUUGAGUAAGACUUGACUAAAUGUAAUGAUUUUUGGAUUAAUUAUUCAGAACCACUGAGUUCUCAUUCACAGAGUUGUUAGACUGAUUCAGACCAAUAGCUUUCAAGAUUUUUUAACUUUUAAGAUUAGUUUACAUUUGUCAGUUUUGUAGAUUUUUUUUUUUUCUUUUUCUUUUUCUCUAAAAAACAACAACAUCUUUUACUUUACAUUUGGUCAUUUCGUGGUCAAAAGCUAGUGACACAUUUAGUCUUUAUUUUAUUUUGUUUUAAUUUUAAGACCACUGUGACAUAUAUUAACAACUCAAAUCUUCAUUUUCUGAGGAAAAAAAAGUCCCCAGUUUUUGAAAGAAGAUUUUUGGACCUUUUUGACAUUUCCUAUGAGCAGCUAGGGGAUUUAAAAAAAACUAGAACCAGGGAACCAGUUUAAUUUUCAUAAAAUUUCUUUUCACAUACCAUGCAGACACAGAUCUCUGGACUGUAGUCUAAUGUGUUUA